AUGAGUGUCAAGUCUGCCGAAGAACUGAAGAACAUUUUUGCAAAAUAUGCUGCCAAAGAGGGAGACCCUGACCAGCUGUCGAAGGAGGAGCUGAAGCUGUUGAUUCAGAAUGAAUUUCCCAGCUUACUGAAAGGCCCGAGCACCGUAGAUGAGCUCUUCCAGGAACUGGACAAGAAUGGUGAUGGAGAAGUUAGCUUCGAAGAAUUCCAAGUGUUAGUAAAAAAGAUAACCCAGUAA
Condylura cristata (star-nosed mole) is the source of this 237-nucleotide messenger RNA. It is a transcript of the gene S100G, whose product is annotated as S100 calcium binding protein G. The coding region runs from base 1 to 237 and encodes 78 amino acids. Lineage: Eukaryota; Metazoa; Chordata; Mammalia; Eulipotyphla; Talpidae. The transcript is spliced from 2 exons. Gene Ontology annotation, molecular function: calcium ion binding; transition metal ion binding. Gene Ontology annotation, cellular component: cytoplasm. The record is from RefSeq and is a predicted model, not a curated record.